Porites lobata is the source of this 24599-nucleotide messenger RNA. The record is from the annotation of a GenBank genome assembly. NCBI's taxonomy places the organism in Eukaryota, Metazoa, Cnidaria, Anthozoa, Scleractinia, Poritidae.
AUGAUGGGAAUUGUUUGCUCUGGACCUUCAAAGAACUUCAUUAUUCCAACAAUGAAGGAUGAAAGCGAUGCAUUUAGAGGUACAAUUAAUUUUAUCCGAUAAUUUGGUUGCGUUCUGAAGCGUGAAAAUGAGGUCUGCUUUCAAUUGACGAAGAUGAUUGAAACCUCAUUCUCUAUUUGAAUUUAUCCAGUGGGGAUUAUUUCGAUGUUUUGCUUUUGGAAAGGUCUUUUUUUUUCAUUGUAUGUCGCUAGAUCUCAACGUUUGUUUUCUUUUUGUUUUUAUAAACUCGCAGAAGUGGUCGUCGUCCGUAUUUCGGACGAAGGCUUCUCGCCUCGCAAUCUCACUCUUUACGAAGGCCAGGUAAGCAAAAUCGGCGUGAAAUUGAGGUAGAUUUGUAAUUGUAGUUUUUUGAAAGCGAGAAGAGGGGACUGUAAGUGUAGUAUUAAUGUCGAAAAAAGUUGUCUGCUCGCCUUAGCAAGAACACUCUAUUUUUCGUGAUAGCUUUGCGGAAAAGUGCAGACUUCCUCAUGAAGUUUAUUUAGUAAUUGGUUGCCAAGAAGCCAAUCAGCUGCGAAAUGAUUAAAUUUAAUGGUAUAUCAUUCGUAAUAGUGGAAUUGCUUGCAAAUGUUACAGCCCUAACAAGUAGUCUGUAACACUUUUUCAAGAAAUCCCGGCUUCUGAUCGGCUAGUGCAUAUUUUGCGGCAAUUUUCUGAAAGUUUCGAAAGCAUUUCUAGAUCAUACUGAUGGAUUUUUUACCAUUUACACAGAGAAACACACCAGUUCACAGUUUGGUAAAUGCAAGUGAGCAAAAUCCAGGACUUGUAAAUUCAAUCCUGGGUCGCAAAUUUCUAUUUGAAACAUUCCAACCGGGAAAUCAGGGCUACCUUUCCAGAUGUCAUGCUCUAACUGUUUACCAUAAUAAUUUUCUCAAAAUAUAGCAGAAAUGAAAUUUGUCUGGAAGUUGUAUGGAACAAAAGUUUUUGGGUUGUUGGUACAAAAUUUUCAUUUACCGUAUUAUUCAAUUAAACGCCACGGUGUUCAUUAAAUUUGUAGCCUUUCCAAUGAGGCGUUUAUUCAAGUCAGCAUUUUAUUUGAGUUCGACAUUUAUUUUGAAUUCACUUUUUUUUAAAUCACUGACCACACUUGUUGUAUAUCGUCUCUAAAUAUUACAUAAUUUUAAGGUUCCAAUGUUUCCCUUAUUUUGCUGAGAUCGAAUAGUAAAAAUAAUGUUUGAAUUACCAAGUUGUAGCGAAGUUUUUUGUAUUAUCCUCUAGUAAACGCCGCAUUCUUUUGAUUAGGUGCGGCAUUUAUUUGAGGGGGGCUUUUAAUUGAAUAAAUACGGUACUUCCAGCUACAUUUAGGAUUUCUGGACACCUUUUGUAAAUGGUAAACAGUCAGAGGCACCCAACGAGAAUAUAGUUCAAAACCACUUAAACAUAGCAUUGUUGAAUGUAUUUUAGUAUUUAAACUGUAGAUAUAGGCAUAUUUUUAUCCCCUAAGAAUUUUUCAUCCAUUCAGAUUUCCUAGCUGAAAGUCUAGUGAUCUGAAAAUUAUAGGGAUCAAAACUUACAUUUUCAAAAAUUUCAGCCAGAAAAAAGGGCUUCCAAAAAUUCUAUGUGACCAUUUUAGGGUAAAAAUCCGUUAAAAAUGGGCAAUUAUACCAGUUUUUAGAUGUUCAAAAAUCCUAGGAGAGGCAGGCAAGCAAGAAAUUUUACAACAAACGUUCCGAAAAGUCUUCUGAACAGAUAUUUUCUGAAAAUUGUCGUUGGGUCAGCCCCUGAAACAUUCGCAAAUUCUUAUUUCUCAGAGUUUCUAUUUGCCAUUUUGUUCCGAGGUCUUGAAUUUUCAAAUAAGCUGUUGCAUCUCUUCAAGUCUUGUUUUCCCUACUUGUGUUCUUGGCACACAGUUGAAAUGAAACCUUCAUCAGAGAUAUAAUCUAACCUUUAUCAAGGAUUUUGGCACUGUUUCACAGAUGUAGUUUACAGUUCUGUCUAUGGGGCACUGCUAUUGAUAUGACACUUUUGGCAUAGGAAAUAAUAAUGAUAUAUAUAUUGGUACUUCAGAUAUCAAGGCUGUGCUCUAGCAGAGCCUGGUGGCCCCUAGCACCUACCUUUUGCUCUUGGGUGACAAGAAAGUACUCCUUCUCUAACACAAUGAUAUGCUGGGCACCCUAGAUUUUACAGGUUCAGAGAACUGGGCUCCCUUCAAUGUUCCUUAGAGCACGGCCUUGAAUAUAAUAAUGUAUUAUUUGUUUCUCCAUGCUGAAUCCUCAUAAUUACCCUGAAUACAUGUAUUUAUUCAGAGUUAAACUUUGCAGUCAUGUAAAUGUAAUCUUAUUUUAACUAUUCUCAGUGCAUAUCGUUCGAGUGGAAAGGUGAUAUACCAUCUCAAGUUUUUAAUGUGAUUCAGGUAUUUUAUUAACCCUUUAUACUUUAAGCACCAAUAUCCACAUAAACAUUCUCCAGACUGUGUUCCAUACAUUUCCUUGAAGAAUCAGUUGAGAGAAUUUGUUAACCGAUCAAAGCACUUUCUCUUGGUGGUCAAUUAAAUAAUUCUUAUGACCUUUUCUAUUGUUCAAGUAUUUGUUAUUAUUCUGGAGAAAAUUGAUGUUGAUCACCCUUAGCUUGGGACUUAAAGAGUUAAAAAUUUUAGAUUAAAUUAUUAAUCCUCAUAAUUUUCCUGAGUUUUACGAAUAGUCUUUCACGCACUAGCCUUUAUUUUAGCCUUAAGACAAGUUUCGUUUAUUCAAACCUCUUCAGUUUGGCUAAAACUGUUACAAUACGUUAAAUUAUUUAAUUCGCAAAAUCAUAUCAGCAAUUUGUUCUGAUGAGGAAAAUAACUGAAUUAUGUUUCAUUUACAGUUGUGAUUUUUUUUCCAAAUGUAUCAUCAGAAAUAAGAAAUGUGGCCUUAUUCUCAAAGUAGUUAACUGGUUUAAAAGAUUUUUGCAGCCAUAAGCAUGUCUUAUACAUUCUUUUGAUGCUGAUCUACUUCAAGAAUAAGACUUUAGGUCAGAUACCUAAAUAAUUGUUUUUUUUUUUGCUUGAAAUAAAUUAACUGGGUAGAGAGGCUUGAUGCUGGUAUGUAAUGAGAAAAGCCAAUGGAAUACUAUGGAUUUCUGGUGACAGGGAAAUGACUCAUAAACUAACCCUCCUGUCCCCCAAUUUGUUUGUAAACAAAGCCUGUAAAAGGCAUAAAACCCAAAAACCCACCAAAAUCGCCUCCUGAAUUUCAAGAAUAGUACAAACCAGUUAGGAUAAUAUAAUUUAUUUUAAAAAAACGACAUAAAUUUUAAAACAGCAAAUGUGCAUUUACAUGUACUACAUACAUGUAUCUGUUGUGGUUCAAUUUUUUCCUUGGUUUAAAUUUUAUUUCCCUUUGUUUUUUGGGUAUGGUAAUGUAUCGUAAUGAGUUUAAAAGAAAGGGAAAUAAAAUUUAAACCAAGGAUAAAAUUGAACUACAACAAGUCCGCUAUAAUUUUUUAACCAUAAGUCUUCUCAUUUAUAAUGUCCACUAAAAUACUUUUACAAUUUAGGUUAGUGGAGUAGAUCAGUUGAAUCAGGUGCCCGGAGGGUACAAGAGUGGUGAUGUGACACAGUCUGGCUCUUUUAAGGUGUGCUUUGGAAGGAAGGGGCAAUUCACUUUUGCAAGGUUUGUAUUUUUUAUGGAAAUGUUGUGUACAAUAUUGUAGGUGCAUACAAACAGAUUUGUGGCUGCCUUGCAGAGCUGUCAUUAAGGGCUGUAACCUGUAGCACCUGUUAUGGCUAAGCACACUUGAUGUUACGGAUGAUCAAAGUAGAAAUUAGCUAAAGGUGGCACGAUAAAUUUUUGUUAGAUGUUAUGCCUGCUUAAAAACUUAAUUACAGGCUAGCCCUGUUUAGGCAUCUUAAGUGUUUGAGGGAAAAUGUAACUGUGAGUGAUCAUGAAGUAUCACGCAAUGGGUUGUUACAAUAAUAAGCAAGGUGCAAAGGAUGCUUGGAAGGGUGGUCGAGAUCCCUUGCAUGAAACCAAAAUCGCUCCAGUCGCCCUCGCAUCUGAUGAGGCAGGAUUUGUUGCAUUACCAAUAGAAUGAGGUUACUGCAGGUUCCUCAAAAGGUUGAAAAGUUCAGUGAAACUACUUAUGGACAUAGCUGCCUGCAAAACAAGUAUAUUUUUCUUGUCAAGUGAUGAUAAUAAUCCUUUGACUUUUCUGCUGCCAUCAUGGAUGCAAAAACUGACAGAGGGCUGGGGCGAGCCAAAGAAUGAUGGCGUCCUGACACGAUCCAUUUAAAACAAUAAGCCAGCCCUGCUCUGAUACUCCUCCUCCCUUGUCCAAUUUUUAUUUCCUCUAAGAUGGUGGCCUAAUAUAAUCAAUUUGAAAUGAGAAUUCAUAAAAACGAAAAAAGCCUAGUUUGUGGACUAGUGAGGACAGCAUUUCCAACGCAACUGAGGAAGCUGAUUAACCCACCUCAAGAAAAAUUGCUUUAAACAAAGUAUGGAUUCUAAUACCAUACUAUGCUGUGAUUUUGCACAAACAUUAACCAUUCUUUUUACCGUGUUGUGUGUCUUUGUCAUUAUAAUUUGCAGUGAAUCUUUGCCAGACAGAUUGAAGACUUUGAAAGUUGAGGUUUUGGAAAAACACAGAGGUGAAAUCAAAGUAUGUUGUGAUAGCGCCCUUCAUUAAAAUAAAAAUUAUUACAUUGGAUUACAAGUUGUGGGGUAUCAACCAACAAUAAACCGUGUCCAUUUCCCCAACCAAUAUUACAUGUACAGUCGACUCUCUCUUAACGGACACCUCUAUAAGACGGACACCUCUGUAAAACAGACACCAAGAGUUGGCCCCUGUCUUUGCUUAUUCCCUUUAUUUGACUCUUUAUAGGACGGACAUCUCUCUAAGACGGACACUUAGUGCUGGUCUCAAAGGUGUCCGUCUUUGAGAGAAUUGACUGUAUCUUUAUCUACAGAUAACUGGCCAAGGAUUUGAGCCACACUUUGUGAACAUACAGGAAGGUGAAACUGUGCAGUGGACGUACAAAAAUGGAGAUUCUGAAGUUCCUUGUUAUCUGCAGGAGAUAGGGUAGGUUUGUGUCAUUAUAGAUUCAGACAUCUAAUUUUCUGAAUUUCAAUAACCUAAACUUUUUGCAUAUAAUUUUAAAUCUUUUGGUUUCUGUUACCAGAUAUUGUUUUAAACAUGGUGGAUUUCUUGCAAGAAAGUCAAGGUACUGUUGAUUUUUCUUGCUCCUUUCAAUACCUACCAGUAUUUAAAAUAACAAUAAUCUAAUAGUGGUGCCUUCGCACCCACUUAUCCCUGGCUUAAAACCCUGGCCGUAAGAAUCCCUGCAUCUAGGAACCCCUGGACAAGAGAAAACAGUACUGUGAGAAGCGGGAGGGGAGGGGAGGGGGAAAAAGAAAACACUCGCCCGCGUUUGCUUCUCUUCUCUCCUCCUCGCCUGUACUUCCUUUUUUCUUUUUUGCUCCUGUCCCAACUUUCUCAUGAACUUCCGGGAAACACUUGUUAUGCGGGCUAAGUAAUUAACCUGGUGAAACAGUGGUGGGAAAACAGCAAUGGUGGAAAGGUGGAAGAGAGAUGAUGGAUCAGUAAUGCUGGAACAGUAAUGGAAAACAGUGAUGGUGGAGCAGUCAUGGUGGAACAGUAGUGGUGGAACAGGCAUGCUGGAACAGUGAUGGUGGAACAGUAAUGGUGGAACAGUAAUGAUGGAACAGUACUAAUGGAACAGGUUCUACAGUAACGGUUCUACAUUACUAGUGGAACAGUGAUGAUGCAACAGUGAUAGUGACACAUUAAUGGUGGCACAUUCAGAGUGGAACAGCACUUAAAUUUAAAGUAAUGGUGAAAAAGUAAUGUUCCACACUGGAACAGAGAUGGUGGAACAGUAAUGGUGGAACAGUAGAGUAAUGGUAAAACAGUAAUGGUGAACGGUAAUGGUGGAACAGUGAUAGUGGAACAGUAAUAGUGGAACAGGUAUGGUGGUACAGUACUGGUGAAACAGUGAUGGUGGAACAGUGGAACAGAGAUGGGGGAACACUAAUGGUCAAAAAGUAAUGAUGCGACAGUAAUAGUGGAACAAUGAUAGUGGAACAGUAAAACAGAGAUGGUGGAACCGUAAUAGUGGAGCAGAGAUGGUGGAACAGUUAUGGUACAACAGUAGUGGUGGAACAAAGAUGGUCGAACAGUGAUGGUGGAAAAGUAAUGGUGAAACAGUAAUAGUAGACCAGUAGUAGUAGAACAAUAAUGAUGGAACAGUAGUAGAGAAACAGUCAGGGUAAGACACUGGAACUGAGAUAAUGGCACAGUAGUGGCAGAAAAAAAAAUGGUGGGACAGUGAUGGUGGAACAGUAAUGGUGGAAAAGUAGUGGUGGAAAAGUUCUGGUGGAAGACUAAUGGUGGAAUGGAACUGGCGGAACAAACAUGGUGAAACAAUAGUGGUGGAACAGUUACGGUGAAACAGUAAUGGUGGAACGGUAAUUCUGGAACAGUGGUGGAGGAACAGUUCCGGUUGAACAGUAGUGGUAGAACAGUAAUGGUGAAACAGUAUACUGGUGGAACUGUAGUGGUGGAACAGUGAAGGUGGAACAAAGAUGGUGGAAACGUAUUGGUGGAACAGUAAUGGUGUAACAGUAGUGGUGGAACAAUAAUAGUGGAACAGUACUCGUCGAAAAGUUAUGGUGAAACAGUUAUGGUGGAACAGUAGUGGUGGAAAAGUAAUGGUGGAACAGUAAUGGUGGAACAAAGAUAGUGGAGCAAUAGUGGUGAAACAGUAAUCGUGGAACUGUAGUAGUGGAACAGUAAUGGUGGAACAGUAGUAGUGGAACAGUUAUAGUGGUACAGUAAGGUGGAACGGUAAUGGUGAAAAAGUAGUGGUGAACCAGUGGAACUGUAGUGGUCUAACAGUAGUCGUGGAACAGUAAUGGUGGAACAGUUCUGGUGGAACAGUAAUGGUGGAACAGUAUUGGUGGAACAGUUUAUGGUGGAACAGUAGUGGUCUAACAGUAGUCGUGGAACAGUAAUGGUGGAACAGUUCUGGUGGAACAGUAAUGGUGGAACAGUUACGGUGGAACUGUAGUGGUCUAACAGUAGUCGUGGAACAGUAAUGGUGGAACAGUAAUGGUAGAACAGUUCUGUUGGAACACUAGUGGUGAAACAGUAAUGGUGGAAUAGUAGUAGUAGAACAGUAAUGGUGGAACAGUAGUGGUGGAACAGUAAUGGUGGAACAUUUACGGUGGAACAGUAAUGGUGGAACAGUAGUGGUGAAACAGUAGUUGCGGAACAGUAAUGGUGGAACAGUAGUGGUGGAACAGUUAUGGUGGAACAGUAAUGCUGGAACAGUAAUGGUGGAACAGUUACAGUGCGACAGUACUGCUGGAACAGUUAUGGUGGAACACAAAUGUAGAACAGUAAUGGUUAAACAGUAUUGGUGGAACAGUUAUGGUGGAACAGAAGUGGUGGAACAGUAGUUGUGGAACAGUAAUGGUGGAACAGUAGUGGUGGAACAGUUAUGGUGGAACAGUAAUGGUGGAACAGUAUUGGUGGAACAGUUAUGGUGGAACAGUUAUGGUGGAACAGUAGUGGUGGAACAGUAGUGGUGGAACAGUAAUGGUGGAACAGUAGUGGUGGAACAGUAUUGAUAGAACAGUUCUGUUGGAACAGUAGUGGUGAAACAGAUAUGGUGAAAUAGUAGUAGUAGAACAGUAAUGGUGGAACAGUAGUGGUGGAACAGUAAUGGUGGAACAGUAGUGGUGGAACAUUUACGGUGGAACAGUAAUGGUGGAACAGUAGUGGUGAAACAGUAGUUGUGGAACAGUAAUGGUGGAACAGUAGUGGUGCAACAGUUAUCGUGGAACAGUAAUGGUGGAACAGUUACAGUGCAACAGUACUGAGGGAACAGUUAUGGUGGAACACAAAUGUAGAACAGUAAUGGUUAAACAGUAGUGGUGGAGCAGUUAUGGUGGAACAGUAGUGGUGGAACAGUAGUUGUGGAACAGUAGUGGUGGAACAGUUAUGGUGGAACAGCAAUGGUGGAACAGUGUUGGUUGAACAGUUAUGGUGGAACAGUAGUGGUGGAACAGUUACGGUGGAACAGUUCUGGUGGAACAGUAGUGGUGGAACGGUAAUGGUGGAACAGUAGUGGUGGAACAGUAAUGGUAGAACAGUGGUGGUGGAACAGUAAUGGUAGAACAGUAGUGGUGGAACAGUAAUGGUGGAACAGUAGUGGUGGAACAGUUAUGGUGGAACAGUAAUAGUGGAUUAAAGGUGGAACAGUAGUGGUGGAAAAAAGUUAUGGUGGAACAGUUAUGGUGGAUCAGAAGUGGUUGAACAGUAAUGGUGGAACAGUUAUAGUGGAACAGAAAUGGUGAAACAGUAGUUGUGAAAAGUACUGGUGGAACAGUAGUGGUGGAACAGUAAUGGCGCAACAGAAGUGGUGGAACAGUAAUGGUGGAACAAAAAUGGUUGAACAGUAGAGGUGAAAACUAAUGGUGGAGCAGUAGUGGUGGAAGAGUAAUGGUUAAACAGCAGUGGUGGAACAGUUAUGGUGGAACAGUAAUGGUGGAACAGUAGUGGUGGAACAGUUAUGGUGGAACAGUAAUGGUGGAACAGUAUUGGUGGAACAGUAGUGGUGGAACAGUUCUGGUGGAACAGUAGUGGUGGAACAGUAAUGGUGGAACAGUAUUGGUAGAACAGUUCUGUUGGAACAGUAGUGGUGAAACAGUAAUGGUGAAAUAGUAGUAGUAGAACAGUAAUGGAACAGUAAUGGUGGAACAGUAGUGGUGGAACAGUAAUGGUGGAAUAGUAGUAGUAGAACAGUAAUGGUGGAACAGUAAUGGUGGAACAGUAGUGGUGGAACAGUAAUGGUGGAACAGUAGUGGUGGAACAUUUACGGUGGAACAGUAAUGGUGGAACAGUAGUGGUGAAACAGUAGUUGUGGAACAGUAAUGGUGGAACAGUAGUGGUGGAACAGUAAUGGUGGAACAGUAAUGGUGGAACAGUUACAGUGCAACAGUACUGAGGGAACAGUUAUGGUGGAACACAAAUGUAGAACAGUAAUGGUUAAACAGUAGUGGUGGAGCAGUUAUGGUGGAACAGUAGUGGUGGAACAGUAGUUGUGGAACAGUAAUGGUGGAACAGUAGUGGUGGAACAGUUAUGGUGGAACAGUAAUGGUGGAACAGUAGUGGUGGAACAGUAGUGGUGGAACAGUAAUGGUGGAACAGUAGUGGUGGAACAGUUAUGGUGGAACAGAAAUGGUGGAACAGUACUGGUGGAACAGUAGUGGUGGAACAGUUAAGGUGGAACAGUAAUGGUGAAACAGUAAUGGUGGAACAGUAGUGGUGGAACAGUACUUGUGGAACAGUUAUGGUGGAACAGUAAUGGUGGAACAGUAGUGGUGGAACAGUUAUGGUGGAACAGUAAUGGUGGAUUAAAGGUGGAACAGUAGUGGUGGAAAAAAGUUAUGGUGGAACAGUUAUGGUGGAUCAGAAGUGGUUGAACAGUAAUGGUGGAACAGUUAUGGUGGAACAGAAAUGGUGAAACAGUAGUUGUGAAAAGUACUGGUGGAACAGUAGUGGUGGAACAGUAAUGGGGCAACAGAAGUGGUGGAACAGUAAUGGUGGAACAAAAAUGGUUGAACAGUAGAGGUGAAAACUAAUGGUGGAGCAGUAGUGGUGGAAGAGUAAUGGUUAAACAGCAGUGGUGGAACAGUUAUGGUGGAACAGUAAUGGUAGAAAAGUAAUGGUGGAACAGUUAUGGUGGAACAGUAGUGAUGGAAGAGUAGUGGUGGAACAGUUAUGGUGGAACAGAAAUGAUGGAACAGUUCUGGUGGAACAGUAGUUGUGGAAUAGUACUCGUUGAACAGUUAUGGUGGAAGGGUAAUGGUGGAACAGUACUUGUGGCACAGGAGUGGUGGAACAGUUAGGGUGGAACAGAAUUGGUGGAACAAAGAUGGUAAAACAGUAGUGGUGGAAAAGUAAUGGUGAUACAGAAGUGGUGGAACAUUAAUGGUGCAACAGUAGUGGUGGAACAGUAAUGGUGCAACAGUAGUGGUGGAAUAGUAGUGGUUGAACAGUAAUGGUGGAACAGUAGUUGUGGAACAGUAAUGGUGGAACAGUAGUGGUGGAACAGUUACAGUAAAACUGUAGUGGUUUAACAGUAGUCGCGGAACAGUAAUGGUGGAACAGUUCUGGUGGAACACUAAUGGUGGAAGAGUUCUGUUGGAACAGUAGUGGUGGAACAGUAGUGGUGGAACAGUUACGGUGGAACAGUAGUGGUGGAACAGUUAUGGUGGAACAGUUAUGGUGGAGCAGUUAUGGUGCAACAGUACUGGUGGAACAGUUAUGGUGGAACAGAAAUGUGGAACAGUACUGGUUCAACAGUAGUGGUGGAACAGUUAUGGUGGAACAGUAUUGGUGGAACAGUUAUGGCGGAACAUUAUUGGUGGAACAGUAGUUGUGGAACAGUAGUGGUGGAACAGUUAUGGUGGAACAGUAAUGGUGGAACAGUAAUGGUGGAACAGUAGUGGUGGAACAGUAAUGGAGGAACGGUAGUGGUGGAACAGUUACGGUGGAACAGUUAUUGUGGAACAGUAAUGGUGGAACAGUAGUUGUGGAACAGUAAUGGUGGAAACGUAGUGGUGGAACAGUAAUGGUGGAACAGUUAUGGUGCAACAGUAGUGGUGGAACAGUAGUCGUGGAACAGUUAUGGUGGAACAGAAAUGGAAAACAGUAGUGGUUGAACAGUAGUGGUGGAACAGUAAUGGUGAAACAGUAGUGGUGGAACAGUUACGGUGGAACAGUAGUGGUGGAACAGUUAUGGUGGAACAGUUAUGGUGGAGCAGUUAUGGUGCAACAGUACUGGUGGAACAGUUAUGGUGGAACAGAAAUGUGGAACAGUACUGGUUCAACAGUAGUGGUGGAACAGUUAUGGUGGAACAGUAUUGGUGGAACAGUUAUGGCGGAACAGUAUUGGUGGAACAGUAGUUGUGGAACAGUAGUGGUGGAACAGUUAUGGUGGAACAGUAAUGGUGGAACAGUAAUGGUGGAACAGUAGUGGUGGAACAGUAAUGGAGGAACGGUAGUGGUGGAACAGUUACGGUGGAACAGUUAUUGUGGAACAGUAAUGGUGGAACAGUGGUUGUGGAACAGUAAUGGUGGAAACGUAGUGGUGGAACAGUAAUGGUGGAACAGUUAUGGUGCAACAGUAGUGGUGGAACAGUAGUCGUGGAACAGUUAUGGUGGAACAGAAAUGGAAAACAGUAGUGGUUAAACAGUAGUGGUGGAACAGUAAUGGUGAAACAGUAGUGGUGGAACAGUUACGGUGCAAUAGUAAUGGUGGAACAGUAGUUGUGAAACAGUAAUUUUGGAAACGUAGUGGUGGAACAGUUAUGGUGGAACAGUUAUGGUGCAACAGUAGUGGUGGAACUAGCCUGUGCCAGGCUCUCAGAUAGUAAAGUGCGGACGUACUAAAACGAGCAAAGCGAAAAUAAGACGCGCGCGACUUGGGAAAGGGGGCGGUGGUGGGGAGAAAAAUGGGAGAGAGAGCCUGUUAGCAUUUCUUUAGCUCUCUUCCGCCCAUUUUGGUCACGUCUGGAUUCGGCUGUCAAAACUGUUAACACUUCAGUUAGCUACAAUCAUUCUCAAGUUUCUCGCGCGAUCAUUUCGCUUGACACGAACUCCUUGUGCGAAUGUGUGGAAAUUUAUGUCUUCGAAUUCGUUAUCCUCUGAGAGUAUCCGGUUUUUUCGGCAUUAGUAUCUAGUUUCACCCGCCGAAGCGACGACCAGAAAUACAUCUGCUGUUCGCAGGCUACGAAUUCGUCAACGGCGUCUGCGAAGCUCGCACUCGAUCAUUCAAAGUGCUGCAGGUUUUAUAAUAAUAAAAGGGGGCGGUAAAUUUUUUCCUCUGUUGGGUAGGUUAUGUUCUGGAAGGUUCUGCAUUUUCACUGAGCUAAUGUGAUUUUAGCCGCUUGUUUCACACUGAGAGGUCAUGGAACACAUAUCGAUUUACUGUGGCUUUUGUUCCUGGUCGUCAGGAUUUGCCCUCUGAUGAGAGAGCAUUUUCUUUGACGUCUUUUGAACGUAAAGCUUUCUAUUGCAGCUGAAUAAGGGUUUUAAUUUUCUCCACAGUGCCUUCUAGAUCUGACUAAGUGAUUUUCUUUAGUCCGUGAAUGUAAUGUUUUUCUGCAAUGUUGUAUCACGCUGGGCCAAGUUGGUUAGCUUUCUUUGCAGAAUGUUAAAUUAUCACGGAUAGUGAUUUACAGAUCCAGAAUUAUAAGAAUAAAGUGCAGCUUUAACUUAAGCUACAUCAACAAGGAGAAUUGCAUUGUGACUCAGUAAGCUUAGUGUCUCUCUUAUGAUAGUGUGAGUCUUUUGACUGGAGCGCGUAGUUUCGCCCUUCGUAAUAGCAUUUUUCUUUGCCACUUUGUGAUCAGCCAGGACUCCGGACUACCGAAAACAAUUUCGUACUUUCCUUCUUUCGCUUUCUUCUCGUCCUCCUCUCCCUCUUCAGCGAUGCCAAUAGCUGCUGCCGAACGUCCAAGUUUUUUAAAUUCAGUGUUUCACUUGGUCUCGCAUUAUAGAUAUCAGCGGCGAAACGACUAUUAUCGUAGAGUUUUCUAAGGUUGAAGCAGCUUUAGCCAAGCGUGGGAAUAGCUGAAAGGUUAAACUUUCGCCGAAACCGGUGGGCAUAAAUAGCGAACACAUCUUUACUGCGAGCCAAGUCGCAGACACUCGUCUAGCCUGAGAUCAUGCCAAAAAAAUAACAACGCCUGAUCUCAGGUUAACACUCGUCCAAAGCACAAGACAACCCGGAUACAUCAAGAUCACACGCACGAUUCGCGUUGGCCAUCUUGGUGAUGACAAACUGAUGACCACGCUACUAGGUGAUGAUGUUAACUGUCACAAUUGACCAAUUAGCGGGUAUAUCAGGAGCUGAUAUACCGGAACAGGCCGUUAAAAAAAUGCGUACAGGCUCCGCCGCCCUUUCUCUCCCCAGCCCUCGAGCGUUUUUCGCUUUUUUUACUGAACGACUUUCCACCACUAUCUUGGAGCCUGGAACAGGCUAUGGUGGAACAGUAGUCGUGGAACAGAAAUGUGGAACAGUAGUGGUUGAACAGUAGUGGUGGAACAGUUAUGGUGGAAAAGUAAUGGUGGAACAGUAGUUGUGGAACAGUAAUGAUGGAACAGUAGUGGUGGAACAGUUAUGGUGGAACAGUAGUGGUGGAACAGUAAUGGUGGAAUAGUACUGGUGGAACAGUUACGGUGGAAAAGUUAUGGUGGAACAGUAGUGGUGGAACAGUAGUUGUGGAACAGUAAUGGUGGAACAGUAGUGGUGGACCAGUUAUGGUGGAACAGUUAUGGUGGAACAGUACUGGUGGAAUAGUUCUGGUGGAACAGUUACGGUGGAACAGUAAUGGUGGAACAGUAGUAGUGGAACAGUAAUGGUGGAAAAGUACUGGUGGAACAGUAGUUCUGGAACAGUAAUGGUGGAACAGUAGUGGUGGAACAGUUAUGGUGGAACAGUAAUGGUGGAACAGUUAUGUUGGAACAGUAGUGGUGGAACAGAAAUGUUGGAACAGUUCUGGUGGAACAGUGGUGGUGAAACAGUAAUGGUGGAAUAGUACUGGUAGAACAGUUAUGGUGGAACGGUAAUGGUCAGACAGUAGUCGUUGAACAGUAUUGGUGGAACAGUUCUGGUGGAACAGUAAUGGUGGAACAGUUCUGUUGAAACGGUAGUGGUGGAAUAGUAGUAGUGGAACAGUAAUGGUGGAACAGUAGUGGUGGAACAGUUACGGUGGAACAGUAAUGGUGGAACGUUAAUGGUGAAAAAGUUGUGGUAGAACAGUAGUGGUUGAACAGUAAUGGUGGAACAAUUAUGGUUAAGCAGUAGCUGUGUGGAACAGUUAUGGUGGUACAGUAACAGUGGAACAGUAACGGUGGAACAGUAGUGGUGGAACUGCAAUGGUGGAAGACUAAUGGUGAAACAGUACUGGCAGAACAAAGAUGGUGGAACAAUAGUGAUGGAACAGUUAUGGUGGAACUGUAGUGGGGGAACAGUAGUGGCGUUUUUCGCUUUUUUUUACUGAACGACUUUCCACCACUAUCUUGGAGCCUGGAACAGGCUAUGGUGGAACAGUAGUCGUGGAACAGUUAUGGUGGAACAGAAAUGUGGAACAGUAGUGGUUGAACAGUAGUGGUGGAACAGUUAUGGUGGAAAAGUAAUGGUGGAAAAGUAAUGGUGGAACAGUAGUUGUGGAACAGUAAUGAUGGAACAGUAGUGGUGGAACAGUUAUGGUGGAACAGUAGUGGUGGAACAGUAAUGGUGGAAUAGUAAUGGUGGAAUAGUACUGGUGGAACAGUUACGGUGGAAAAGUUAUGGUGGAACAGUAGUGGUGGAACAGUAGUUGUGGAACAGUAGUGGUGGACCAGUUAUGGUGGAACAGUUAUGGUGGAAAAGUACUGGUGGAAUAGUACUGGUGGAACAGAUACGGUGGAACAGUAAUGGUGGAACAGUAGUAGUGGAACAGUAAUGGUGGAAACGUACUGGUGGAACAGUAGUUCUGGAACAGUAAUGGUGGAACAGUAGUGGUGGAACAGUUAUGGUUGAACAGUAAUGGUGGACCAGUUAUGAUGGAACAGUAGUGGUGGAACAGAAAUGUUGGAACAGUUCUGGUGGAACAGUAGUGGUCAAACAGUAAUGGUGGAAUAGUACUGGUGGAACAGUUAUGGUGGAAUGGUAAUGGUCAGACAGUAGUCGUUGAACAGUAUUGGUGGAACAGUUCUGGUGGAACAGUAAUGGUGGAACAGUUCUGUUGGAACGGUAGUGGUGGAAUAGUAGUAGUGGAACAGUAAUGGUGGAACAGUAGUGGUGGAACAGUUACGGUGGAACAGUAAUGGUGGAACGUUAAUGGUGAAAAAGUUGUGGUAGAACAGUAGUGGUUGAACAGUAAUGGUGGAACAAUUAUGGUUAAGCAGUAGCUGUGUGGAACAGUUAUGGUGGUACAGUAACAGUGGAACAGUAACGGUGGAACAGUAGUGGUGGAACUGCAAUGGUGGAAGACUAAUGGUGAAACAGUACUGGCAGAACAAAGAUGGUGGAACAAUAGUGAUGGAACAGUUAUGGUGGAACUGUAGUGGGGGAACAGUAGUGGUGGAAUAGUAAUGGUGGAACAGUACGGGCGGAACAGUUAUGAUGGAACAGUAGUGGUGAAGCAGUUCUGGUGGAACAGUAGUGGUGGAACAGUUCUAAUGGAACAGUAUUGGUGGAACAGUAAUGGGGGAAGAGCAGUCGUGGAACAGUAGUGGUGGAACGGUAGUGGUGAAACAGUAAUGGUGGUACAUUAGUGGUGGAACAGUAAUGUUAGAACAGUAAUGGUGAAACAGUAAUGGUUGAAUGGUACUGGUUAAACGGUAUUGUUGGAACAGUAAUGGUUGAACAGUACUGGUGGAACAGUUCUGGUGAAACAGGAAUGGUUUAACAGUUAUGGUGGAAUAGUAGUGGUCGAACAACAAUGUUGGAACAGUAAUGGUGGACAUGUAGUGGUGGAACAGUAGUUGUGGAACAGUUCUGGUGGAACAGUUCUGUUGGAACAGUAGUGGUGGAACAGUAAUGGUGGAACAGUAGUGAUUGAUCAGUUAUGGUGGAACAGUAAUGGUGGAACGGUAAUGGUGGAACAGUAAUGGUGGAACAGUAGUGGUGGAACAGUAAUGGUGGAACAAUUAUGGUUGAACAGUAGUUGUGGAACAGUUAUGGUGGAACAGUAACGGUGAAGCAGUAGUGGUGGGACAGCAGUGGUGGAAGAGUAAUGGUGGAACAGUACUGGCAGAACAAAGAUGGUGGAUCAAUAGUGGUGGAACAGUAGUCGUGGAACAGUUGUGGUGGAACAGUAGUGGUGGAACAGUUAUGGUGGAAAAGUUAUGGUGGAAGAGUAGUGGUGGAACAGUAGUGGUAGAACAGUAGUUGUGGAACAGUAAUGGUGGUAACGUACUGGUGGAACAGUAAUGGUGGAAUAGUAAUGGUGAAACAUUAGUGGUGGAACAGUUCUGGUGGAACAGUAUUGGUGGAACAGUAAUGGUGGAAUAUUAUUGGUGUAACAGUAGUGGUGGAACAGUACUGGUGGAACAGUAAUGGUGGAACAGUAGUGGUGGAACAGUAGUGGUGGAACAGUUCUGGUGGAACAGUAAUGGUGGAACAGUAAUGGUGGAAUAUUAUUGGUGGAACAGUAGUGGUGGAACAGUACUGGUGGAACAGUAAUGGUGGAACAGUAGUGGUGGAACAGUAGUGGUGGAACAGUUCUGGUGGAACAGUAGUGGUGGAACAGUUAUGGUGGAAGAGUUAUGGUGGAACAGUGAUGGUGGAACAGUAGUGGUGGAACAGUAAUGGUUGAACAGUACGGGCGGAAUAGUUAUGGUUAAACAGUAAUCAUGGAACAGUAGUGGUGGAACAGUUCUGGUGGAACAGUAUUGGUGGAACAGUAUUGGUGGAACAGUAAUAGUGGAAGCGUAGUGGUGGAACGGUCGUGGUUGAACGGUAAUGGUGGAACGGUGGUGGUGAAACGGUAAUGGGGGAACAGUUGUGGUGAAACAGUAAUGGUGGAACAUUAGUGGUGGAACAGUAAUGGUGGAGCAGUAGUGGUGGAACAGUUUUUGUGGAAUAGUAUUGGUGGAACAGUGAUGGUGGAACAGUAAUGGUGGAACAGUAAUAGUGGAACGGUCGUGUUUGAACAGUAAUGGUGGAACGGUAGUGGUGAAACGGUAAUGGUGGAACAGUUCUGGUGGAACAGUAAUGGUGGUACAGUUAUGGUGGAACAGUAGUGGUCGAACAGCAAUGGUGGAAUAUUAUUGGUGGAACAGUAGUGGUGGAACAAAGAUGGUGGAAUAUUAGUGGUUGAACGGUAAUGGUGGAACAGUAAUGUUAGAACAGUAGUGGUGGAACAGUAAUGGUGGAACAUUAGUGAUGAAACAGUAAUGGUGGAACGGUAGUGGUGGAACAGUAAUGGUGGUACAGUAAUGAUUGAACAGUAGUGGUGGAACAGUUCUGGUGGAACAAUAAUGGUGGAACAGUAGUGUUCGAACAGCGAUGGUGGAACAGUAAUGGUGGAAUAUUAUUGGUGGAACAGUAGUGGUGGAGCAGUUAUGGUGGAGCAGUAGUGGUGGAAGAAAGAUGGUGGAAUUGUAAUGGUUGAACAGUAAUGGUGGAACAGUAAUGUUGGAACAGUAGUGGUGGAAUAUUAAUGGGGGAACAGUAAUGGUGGAACAGUGGACCAGUAGUGGUAGAACAGUGACGGUGCAACACUAAUGGUUGAACAAUGGAACAGAGAUGGGGGAAUAGUGAUGGCAGAACAGUAAUGGUAGAAUAGUAACUGUGCCACAGUGAAACAGUCGAUCAGUGAUGGUUGAAUAGGGGAAUAGUGUUUUUCGGUCUUGUAUUUAUCCCAGGACUCACAUAUAGUUGUAAGACCUUCUGGAGGUAAGAACUUCUAGUUGUAAGAUCUCUUUGACGUAUGUUUUCCUGAAUGUAAGUAUCCCUAUUCGUAAGAAGCUCUGAACGUAAGAACCGUUGAACAUAAAAACGCUUGAACGUAAGAAACCCCGAACCUAAUCACCGUCUUAUUUGCGAAUUCCUGGAUGUAAAUUGUUUCUUUUUUUCUUAAAGGUUUGAAGUUAAAUCAGCAUAUAGAAAGAUUUUCCAAGAUACUGGUUUGUACCUGUUUUAUGUGGACAUGAGUGAUGCUGAGUUGCAGGACUUGGAAAAGGUUUCCAUGAUUUGUGUAGUGAAAGUUACACAGAAGAAAAGGUAAAUUGUAUAUUUUGAAAAAAAAAAGGAAAAGAAGGAAAAAAACUUGUGUGUACAUUUAAUUCCUUCUCAUCAACAUUAAUCAGUCUGGACUGAAAUGAUGGGAGAUCACAGACUGAUCGUGAACACACUUCUCUGUUCACCCCUCCCCCUCCCCCCUCUUCAGUCACUAAUCAUCAGCAUGAUCAUUAUCAUCACUAUCACUAUUGUUGCAAAAGUGUCAAUAACAAAAUUCUUGAAUUUGAUUGAUUCUAAACAGCCAUAUGUGAUUUUUAUGAGUCAAUGUUGCUAUUGUAACUCCUAAACUGUCCGAUUACCAGGAGUUUGUAAUCAGACUGGUCAAAUCGGACAGUUAAAAAACCAAUGAAAAUCAAGUAGCAAAUGCCACCAGCCAAUGAAAUUUAACUGCAUAGCACAUGAUAACCAGUCCUUGUCAAUGAAAAAAUAGGAACCAGGUAGGCUGUCCAGCUUCAACUUGUAAAGAAAAAUGAAUGAAACUAACUGGUCCAGUGACUUUUCUGCAGAUAUUUUUCCUUUAGGCACUGACAGCUUUUUAAAUUUAAAAAAAUGUAAUUGUUUUUUUGAAAAGUUCAUCAUGUGGUCGGGCUUCUACAUUCGGAUAAUUUCAUCCAAAGUGGUAACCAAUCAUGUUUUUGCUUUGGAUCUUUCUGUUAAAUAAUAAAUAUUCCACGACUGAGAUUCUCACCUUUUGUUAUUGACACAAUUAAUCGGUAAUAGGACCUCGUGUCGUACAAUUUAGGGGUAAUCGGGCUCGUUAUUUCGUAUCGCCAAAUUGAAAGGGAUUAAUCCGGGAAUUUUCGUUAUUUCGUAUCGCCACUAAAGGCUUUGAAAUUACUUCAUGCAUUAAUCGAUUAUCAUCAUUGAAUUUUACAGUCAUCAUCAUUAUCCUCGUCUUUCCUAUUACCAUCAUCUUCAAUGUCAUCUUGAUCAUCAUUUCAUCAUUUCAUCAUCAUGUCGAUCAUUUUCUUCAUGAUCAUUAAUCUCAUUAUCAUCAUUGACAUCAUAAUUACAGUCAUCAUCAUUAUCCUCGUCUUUCUCAAAUUAUCAUCUUCAAUGACAUCAUGAUCAUCAUUUCAUCAUCAUCAUCAUCAUCAUCCUCAUCCUCAUCCUCAUAAUUACCAUUAUUAUCGUCGUCAUUAGUAUCCUCAAUCAUCAUUGGUAUCGUUAUCGUCAUUGGAGUCAUAUUUCUCGCAGCAUGAUUCCUGAUUCCUGUAUGUUAGGACUACACAUCACCUGGCCACUCAUGUUCAAUACACGUUUACUAUUUGUAUGCUAUUCGAAUGAAAUGGGACUGCGAUUUAUUUCUCUUUGCAAAGUUACUCUGCGCACAACCCAUGCACGCGAGCGGCGAGUAGAAGGACAUUAAUCUACAGUACACGCAAUUUUUGAGAAUUGAAAUCUCAUUUGUUUCAAGUGGUAAAUUAUAAAAAAAGUAACUUUACUGUCUGUUUGUUUCUUUUCAUCAGGGAAUUUUUAAUAGACAUCAGUGAGGGAGUUUUUCAACCAAAGGUUUUAUCUGCCAGGGUCCAAGACAGAAUUUGGCUUAACUGUUCAACCUCCAAGGUAAAACUGAAGGCAAACUUCAAGUCUUGAGAAUAAUUCGCAGGUAUUAUGCCAGCGGUAAAUCGAAUGCGUCCGAAGAGCCACUCAUAUGCUAAAUAGUGAACGCAGCUUGCGAUUUUUUGUUGGCCAUCCAUAGCCUUUGUAAAGCCGCCUUUUCCCCACAGGCUAUGCGGGUCAUUAAGCAUGCAAGCUUCGCAUCAUAAACUUGCAUGAGGAAGUUAGAUGAAAUUAAACGUGACGUGAUUUGACUGUUAGCCGAUUAAGACGUUGUCCGCGAAACAGUUUUGUCUCUUUCGUAAAUUACCUGUUAUACGCUGAACAUGAAGUAAUGAAAACUACAACCUUUUUGUAGAAUAUUGAUAGCUGCAAGAUUUUGAAUGCUUAUGUCUACAAAGAAGGUGCCAGUUCAAGUCCGUUGGUAAGUUUCCUUUUAAUGUCGUACUCAAAUAAAUUUUAGUUACCCUCACAAAAAAAGUACGAAAUUCUUUCCACUUGAACAAGAAGGAGAAAGAAAGUCAAAAGGAAGAAAAUAUGGAGGAAGUAUUGCCGAGUUUUACGGUUAUUUCUUGAAAUGAAGGCGAACAGAUUUUCAAUUAACAUUGCAAAAAAAGGCGAUAGUUGCUGUUAGUUUAUUUGCUUUUCUGUGUCAUUUUAGGUUUCGUCAACAAUAACCAGUCCAUCUGGCUUAAGGUAAAUUUUCCGACUUUUUGUCGGGACUAUGUGUUCCUGGAUAAAAUAAAACGUUGUAAUUACAUGUGAGUAUGCUAAGUGAACCACACCGGUCUUCUGACUUUAUGCUUGAGUAUAUGUAAGGCCUUAUUUGUGCACAAGCAAGAUGUUCCUUGCCUGGUUGUCCUUGUCGGCGUAAAUGGAUCGCAAGUUGUUCCUAUACAGGCGAAAAAAAUGCCAUAGCCUUCAGCUCCAGUGAAAAUUGUCUGACAAAGCGUUCUAAGAGUGUAAAGAGGCUUAAAUUUGCUUUUUCCAGCAGUUUGUCUCAUCAUAGGUACAUGCAUGCAGUAAAGCACGAUGGUUAUGAAUCCUGACAGACUUUAUGUUACACAUCUUUUUGCUCGCUUCUGUGGAAUUAACUGCCCACUAUAUUAAUAGCAUUCUUAUCAUUUUGAUCUAAUUGAGCAUUAGAAAUGCAGCAUUAAUCUAUUCAGUCGUCAUUUAUAGGGGCGAUUGUUCAUGAUAAUCCGUGAUCUUCAUUUUUGUCGGAUUUCGUCGAUAAUCUCCUCUACUAUUGUGUCAUUGAUUUACCCUCUGACUCUUUCUCUACUCCCUCCCACCACAACAAACAAACAGGCUUUCCAAAUAUAUAUAUGAACCUCUUCUAUAAAAUCUGCGGCACUUGUUUUAAAACAUGACGUAGUAUUAAAGUACUGUCUUUUUACUUCAUGCAGCGGAAUGGCCGACCUCAUCUCUCAUCAGUUCACUGAGCCUGGCUUGUAUCACUAUGUUUUCAAUAUGGCCGAUCUGUCCCAGUUCAAAGGAUGCGUGGCAGUGAAACCCCAACCAACGGAACAUGUCAUGGGCAUACACAAUGGUCAAUUUAAACCUUGUAGGUACCACCUUAAUGUACUGUGCCGGAAAUAGACAUUCGAACCUCUUCAAAAAGCCAUCUCUCUACAACAACCACUAUUUGUUGUUCUUACUGAUUCAUUCCAGGCCUCAGUUGUUCAAAAGAUGGAUAGCGGUAACCACCGGGGCUGGGUCCCUGAAAGGCCGAUUAGCGCUAAUCGAGGAGUAAAAUUUUGCUCGGUUCUUGUAUUUUGCCUUCCCAUGUAUUGCUUACAGUAACAUUUUGUGUUAUCAUUACUGCAUCUCGGAGUAAAGGCACAACAGUAUUUUGUAAGCUCGAGUUGCACGUUCUUAGAUGAGAAAACCUUGCUUAAAACUUGGCUUAAUCCCGGGUUAAACUUAACCAUCUUUCGAGGAACCGGGCCCAGGUGAAUCACUAUCCAGGGGAUACGUAUAUCAAGGAAAUAAAACACGCUUUGCAGUGGAUAAUGAUCUACCCAUCAGUGGUAGAUCCAGACCUUCAGAAAAGGGGGAGGGGCCGGUCAUUCAGACCUUGAGAUAUUCAGCCCUUCGGGCUUCAAUUUGGUCUAAAAAUAAGGGGAGGGGGGCCCACGGGCCCCUCCCCUGGAUUCGCCACUGCCCAGUGGAUAGCGCUAUCCACCUUUUGAACAACUGGGGCCAGCGCUGCAAAUAUUUUUUUUCUUUUUAGCAAGAACGUCUAACCAGGUGACCGUUUUAGUCGUACCAAACCAAAAACGUUAGAAGGAGAAUUUGCUGUUAUUUGCAGCUCUGCAGUCGCUCUUGUUUUGACGCCACUGCCACGUCGUGGCUACUCGGUUCUGCUCCUAAGUGAGCCACUAGGGACUUUAAGCAAAGACGUUUUUGAGCGGCGCAAGUCAACCGGAAGUGACGUCUUUUCCCUUUUUUAUAUGCCGUGAUGCCAAAUUUCAUUUCGCUCGUAAAGACCAUUUACCCGAGAGUUUUAACCAAACCACUGCUCGAUGAUGCAAAAAGUCCACUUCCGGUUGACGUCCGUCGCUCAAAAACCCCGUUGCUUAAGUUCCCUACUGAAGAAUGGGGGAUGUUAGGUGGGGUUCGACUUUAAUACAAAAAGGUGAUAAAGUCUUAGUUUUGAUUCUUUCUGAAAUAAGAGUUUUUCAUGUUGUCAAAUGAGACUUUUUGUCGUCUUUUUCCAGCUCUUGCUACGGUGAAGAAAGGAGAAAGAGUUUGGUGGGCAUUCAAUGACGACGAGAAUUUCGCAUUGUUCUUGAAAGAGGUACACACUCUCUAACUUGCUUAUUAAUGUAAAAAAAGUUAAAUACAGUUGCAUAAGUGGCGUGAAUAGGUUAGCGUAUAGCGGUGAGGUCACUCCACCUUAGUUCGGCCAGUUUGCGUAAUUUCGUCAUGCGUUCACAGAAAACAUGCGGGCACUAUGAUAGUUACGAGUGAUCCUGAAGCUUUAUAAAUCAAACUUCCAUAAAAUUUGUCUUGAGAUAAAAUUGAAAAAAGUCCGUCCCCAACGCCGUUCAUUUUACCUUUUCCCAGUACUCUCACUGAAGCUUUUCAAUCACUAUUGUUUGGCAUAGGUGGAACGCUGUGCACCUUUAGCUAGAGGUUUGCCCGCAAGACGGAAAUCGUCAACUUCUGGUAAGAUUGUUGCUUCUAGUGUGAUUCUCUGGCUUGCAUCUUUAUGCAGUUCAACCUGGCUACUUGCAUCCGACGUGGCAUGGCUCCUUUUCUCUUCACUACUCUCCAUACCCCAAAUUACGAUUGACCUCUGGGUGCCGUAAGAGAAGCACUCGGAAACCGAAGCAUCUCCGAUCAGAAGGUUCAAAUUCGGACGUUUGUGGGCAAAAGUAUCGAUGGUCCGAGAAAAACAACCAUCAAGACUAUAAAAAAAUGCACUUUAUUUAAGUUUCAAUGUAUUUAGCACGAAAGUACUAAUUGGGGGCACUAUUUUUACGUGUCCUACUGGAGACGGGACCGCCAUUGAACGUGGCCAUUCGAGCCACCUGAAGGUCUACCCGUUUGGAGGGCUAAGGGAGUACCUUCAUUUCUCCAUUAUAUUAGACCCUGAGUAUUGGUCCGGCCCUGGGAAUCGAACCCCCGACCUCCCACUCUGCAGUCAAGCGCUCUACCGACUGAGCUUACCCUGCUGCGGUUAGACUACGCAAAAAACGAACAAACAACAAACUAUUCAUAAAUAGGUGGAUAUAAGAUCGUCCGGACGAGUGUAGUCCUGAAUAGGACUGUUGUUGGCAGUGACGGACUUUUCGACAACCUGUGCAGUAGUUACCUUCACAGUCAAAGUGAUUUGUUUCACGUCAGUUCAUGGUAUUCGGCAUUCAACUCUGGUUACUGACCUGUGUUACUCUGUGUUCCCCUGUGUUACUCUGUGUUACCCUGUGUUAGCCUGUGGUGUUACCCUGUGUGACCCUGUGGUGUUGCCCUGUGUUACUCUGUGUUACCCUGUGGUGUUACCCUUUGGUGUUACACUGUGGUGUUACCCUAUGUGACCCUGUGGUGUUACCCUGUGUUACUCUGUGUUACCCUGUGUUACCCUGUGGUGUUACCCUGUGUGACCCUGUGGUGUUGCCCUGUGUUACUCUGUGUUACCCUGUGGUGUUACCCUUUGGUGUUACACUGUGGUGUUACCCUAUGUGACCCUGUGGUGUUACCCUGUGUUACACUGUGGUGUUACCCCGAGUUACCCUGUGGUGUUACCCUGUGUUCCCCUGUGUUCUCCUGUCAAUUUAGUCGCGAUGGUAUUGGUCGUUUGUCAGUUAAGCCGUGAUGUUAUUGGCUAUGACAAUAAUAAGACAGUGGCAAGUAAUGAAUAAUAAGAUGAGAAGCAAACAGUAACAGUGUGAGCUUUUAUUUCAGGCUGCGGUUGUAAGAGACUUAAAGAUCAGGCUAGCCUGAUGAAUUCGUUAGGCUUGAUAACGCACAAGUUCGAGGACAUAGGAGUGUUUACGUAUCGCCUGCACGAUGACUGUAACUCUCCCUCCUUAUCAAGCUAUUGUUCUGUUAUAGUGGAGAGCAAAGUUAAGGUUUGUACAAGGCAAAGGUUUCUACUUCAUCUUCCCAGUGUAUGAAAUAUGACCCAAGUUGCAAUCAAAGUCUUAGAGGAAGAGUUACUAGAAUUCAAAUCUGAUUCUCAGAAAACGUCCACUUCAAAGUUGUUUGCAUAAAAUGAGUUUUACACAUUGACAAAUAUGGUACAGUAUGGUAUAGUAUAGCAUACUAGUAAGAACCCAGUGUUUGGGGGUGCGGGCUAGAUCGAUACAAGAUGUAUCAGCCUCCUGAUAGAAGGUCAAAACUAUGUGGUUCCAACGCUCAAGCUUUGAAUGUGAUCAGAUUACGAGUGUUAGAAGGUCCAAACGUGCGUGAUCAGAUUGCGUUCUAUGCAUGCCAUUCAUUCUUAGAGUCCAAACGAAUGCUGGCUACGUACUUGCGGCGCAUGCGUAAAAGCAACCUGGAGAUUAGGACUGCGGGCUCUUCUGGUCGCCCGCAAUUGUAGUUUAGCAGUUAAUGAUUAACGAAGCUCAGUUAGGACAUUUAUCGGUGCAAAUUCCUUCUUUGUCCAUUCUAGCAUCACACAGUUGAUGUUCGUGACCAAGGGUUUGCUCCACGGAUCUUGAACGUGCAUCCCGGAGACUGGGUCUGGUGGCAGUGGGAAAAUACGGAGAGGCUUCAUAAUAUCUUACAGGUAUAA